This is a messenger RNA of Drosophila busckii, 1040 nucleotides long. RefSeq lists its product as uncharacterized. The transcript has 2 exons. NCBI's taxonomy places the organism in Eukaryota, Metazoa, Arthropoda, Insecta, Diptera, Drosophilidae. Bases 285 to 926 code for a protein of 213 amino acids. The record is from RefSeq and is a predicted model, not a curated record.
AUAAAAUUCAGUCUCAAUUUUGGGCUCGUUACAUAUUUUGCUUUUGUUAAUUCACGCGCGUUUAGCCUAUAAGUUGUUUUUCUUACUUUCUAAACUAAACAAUGCUGUGAAUCAAAUACCAUCAAUUGAGCUAGCUAAACAAUAUUUUGACAAAUUUUAAAUUAACGUGCGCCCUCACAUUUCGGAGCAUACACUUUCAAUUAUUUUUGUGAAGAACUUACUUUCGUUCAAUCAUCAAUUUUAUGGCGCUUGUGUACACAUCGUAGAGAAUUUUUUUAGCAAAUAUGGAGCAGAAUUCGAUGCUUUAUGGACUGGUCGAGAUUGACAAGCUGCGUCACGGCUGGGAGGCCAGAGAAUUUCCCAUACAGGUGCCCACAGCAAUUGUGCAGAGCGGACUGCUGCCAUCGAUCUUCGAUUGGCCGCUGCUGGGACAGCUAAUGCCGUCGGAGCAAACGGCGGGCAUCUCACUGCUGCAGGAGCGCAUCAACAACUUGGAGCUGUUAAACAAUCUAACGACAUCGCUGCAACGCAUUCAGAUACUGCCAGAGACAGAGCUGGGCGUUGACCUUGUCAUUGGACGGCCCAGCUACAAUGUGCUGGUGCGUGGCGAUGGCAGCAUUAUGGUCAACGAGCUGCCCAGCCUGCACAUUCAUGUGUUUGGCACCGAGACGCGAGCGGCCGCCGGACAGGAGUCCACGCUGGCCAUCCAGUGCGCUGCGGGCAUGGGAGAAGCAGCAGCAGCAGCAGCAGCCAAAGCCAAAGCCAAAGCUGAGCAGCCACUAACUGAGGUGCCACCCGCUGAGGCAAUAGCAGGCGGCGACAAGCAGCAGCAGCGACGCCAGCGUCGUCGUCAUCGUCAAUCACUCUGGCUGCGUAUUAGCAACUGGUUAAGCAAUCAUCUGCCGCGCCUGGAGCCCUUCAGUUAGGUUCAGACCCACACAACUGCAACACAUUCAUUCAUUCAUUACAAGAAACACGAGAACACUCAACUGCUUAACGAAUAAAUUGAAUGCGUGACGUAAAUUGUUUCCACUGCCCCC